Topomyia yanbarensis is the source of this 3133-nucleotide messenger RNA. Its product is annotated as DDB1- and CUL4-associated factor 8. Gene Ontology annotation, molecular function: protein binding. Gene Ontology annotation, cellular component: Cul4-RING E3 ubiquitin ligase complex; cytoplasm. Bases 415 to 2655 code for a protein of 746 amino acids. The record is from RefSeq and is a predicted model, not a curated record. NCBI's taxonomy places the organism in Eukaryota, Metazoa, Arthropoda, Insecta, Diptera, Culicidae. The transcript is spliced from 9 exons.
UGCAGCACUGCACCGUUGAUUAUUUUUCGCAGUCCGCUGUACGAGCCGACAGGGCGAGAGUAAAAAAAUAAUUACGAGUUUUUUUUCUGAUGUGUCGUGUGAUGGACGGAACGAUCCAACAUGGAAUAAUAACUAAUAAAAUAAGUUUUGUUUUGAUAUUUGACUCAGUUUAAACGUAAAUUAAAUAUACAUUUUGCGCUGGUUAGUAUUUUUGCUCUUGAGAGCUCGUCGGAUCAUUUGCUGGUAGUUUCGAGGACAACAUUAACUUUUUGGUGCCGAAUCUGGAGCUAUUACUUUCCGUCAUUUUAAAAUAUCCAAAAGUGGAAAAUAGAGAGAUCCGUUUAUCGUUAUAUAUUGCGUAGACACCGUAUGUACUUUCGUCGAAGCUAUCAUUGACGAAAGGAUAUUGGGAUAAUGGAUGAUGAUUCUGGAGCUGGGCAUGGUAGCCAUCAUCAUGCGAAGAAGACGAAACUGUCGGUCGAUCAUAUUCCACUUGAGACGUCCAUCAAUGAAACUCCAACAGUUAGCGGAGAAGGCAGUUCUGUAGAUCAGAUUCUUUCCACAGCAUCAACCGAGGUUUCCAACGAAAAUGCAGAAGGGGAUAUUAAAAUGCAAGAUGGGGUUUACGAGCAGAACCCCACUGAAGGAGCGAAUUCACCGAAGGUCCGUUUGCCAGAGGAAAACAAACCUAAUAAUAUGAGCGUGGAAGACGAGCCCAAGUCUCCUUUGGUCGCUACCGACACCGUAGAAUUGAAUGCAAGUGCGAGUGUAGAAGCAGGGAAUGCGUCCGAGACAAACCAUUUCACUGAACGUAACGAGGAACAGUCAGCGGAAGCAGCUGCUCAAGAGAAUGCUGAUGUAGAAGCGGGAGAUCGCAAUGAUAGUGAGCCUAGACCAAGAAAUCGAUUCCGGGGACGGAACUAUCGUUUCAGGUUUGACUCUUCUGAAUCUGGCAAUGAAAAUAAUGGCGAAGAAGCCGCUGAUGAAGAUCUGGAGAUGCUGGUACGAAGAUUGGUGGAUGAAAUGAACAAUGAGCAUGAUGCUGCAAGUGAUGACAACGGGUCUGACGAAAACAACGAUGAUGAUGCUAGUGAUGAUAACAGUGCGGAUACGUCCUCAGUGGACUCAGAUGAUUCAGAUUCAUCGCUUGCAGUUUCUGUAGAUGAUGACGAUGAUAACGACAGCAGCGACAAUGGUUCGGACAAUAAUGCGAACGAACGGGUGGAUGUAUCGAAUCUUCCAUUUAUGCAAACUGCCAAUGUCAGGAGUAACUGGAACUACUUUCGGGAGAUUCAGUUACGAUCACAAGGUCUUUCGUAUCGUACAGAACCAUCCCUCGGUGCAGUGCGCUACAACUCUAGCCAGUUUCAAUCUCGUGCCUAUGGUUCGAAACAUGUCGUAGAGCGACUGACAAUGCAACAUCGUCUCAAAAAACAUGGUGGCUGUGUAAAUAGUGUUAGCUUCAACUCAUCCGGUUCACUGCUGGUCAGCGGAUCUGAUGAUUUGAACAUAAAUCUGUGGAACUGGCAGACGAAUAAACUGGUGCAUUCAAUCGUUAGUGGACACAGGAUGAAUGUGUUUCAAACAAAAUUUGUUGAAGCUAGUGGUUAUCGCAAUGAAAUCGAAAUAAUUUCCACAGGAAGAGAUGGACAGGUCCGGCAUAUGCGAGUAGGACCAGCUGGUGAAGUUACGCGCUUGGUUCUUCUCAAGCAGAGCCAACCAACGCACAAGGUUGCCCUUCCAGCCCGGUCCCAGUACGAGUUUCUAACGGCAUGCGAGGAUGGUUGGGUCAGAAGCUAUGAUCUACGAGAUAAUGUAGCCAAAAAGGUGACUAACACAAAGAGACGUCUGUACAGCAUUUCUGCACAUCCGCUGGAUAACGAGUUUUGCGUUUCCGGUAAUGAUGAAUCCGUCCGAGUGUACGAUCGCCGGAAUGCGUCGAAACCGAUGAAAUAUCACUAUGCGGGCCACACGAAAGAGACUAAACAUAGAUUUACUGUUACCUGUGCGGUGUAUAAUAAUCUUGGAACGGAGAUUUUAGCUAGCUACAGUGACGAAGAUGUCUUCCUAUUUGAUAACGUCCGACACGAAGAUGGCAAAUAUCUGCAUAGAUACAGUGGUCAUUGUAACCGCAAAACCAUCAAAGGGGUCAACUUCUUCGGCCCUCGAUCCGAGUUCGUGGUCAGCGGUAGCGAUUGCGGAAACAUCUUUUUCUGGGACAAAGAGAGCGAAAUCAUCGUGAACUGGAUGAAGGGUGACGACGCUGGAGUGGUGAACUGCUUGGAACCCCAUCCGGAGUUUCCCAUCAUGGCUACUUCUGGGCUAGAUCACGAUAUAAAGAUUUGGGUUCCCAAGGGUACCGACGAUGAGCACGAUCCGCCCAUAUUCUCACGUGAUUCCUUGAAAAAGUGUGUUCGGCGUAAUCUGAAUAUCCGGCAGACCAGUCGGUCGUUUAGUGAAGAUCGGAUUCUGGAUUUUCUCAUGUUUCGGCAGGGGAUUGGUGGUCGGUUGCGGCACCACUUUUCCUCGGACAGCGAAGAUCAAGCGGAUGGCGAUGGUAGCGGAGAGGUCGUCGGCGGCGGCAACAGGCGAGUAGGUGAAAGUGGUGAAGAGGACGAGGAUAACACUAUGAGUUUGCGAUGCUAUCCAUCGUAAGAUACCUCUCGUAGAUAUAAUGCUAGUUACUAAACAACAGAAAAUAGAGAGCGCUUUAGCUAAUCCAAGAGAAAUAAAAGCAAAACUAUGUGAUUUUGUCGAAAAAUUUUCGAGAGUAUAGCCAGUUAGGAAGAAUCUAUGUAAAAAGCAAACGAUGUUCUUUGUUACCACGAUCACCAAUUAUCAAAAAAUCUCUUGAUCCAGGAUAGGUUAACACAUUUGGACUGUUUUGUACCUAAGUAUCAGAUCCAUGAAAUGAAUUUGUCAUGUUAAACUUGUUUCAGUUUGUAUCUACUUGUCAAUUCGUUAAUUACCACACAGCAAUGGAUCACAAUCAUUCGAACAUCUUUUGAACGCCAUGGGUAUUUUUUCAAGAACUGGUCGAAUGGUAUAAAUAUACCUGUUUUGGCAGGAUUUGUGAAUUAUAUUGAUUUUUACAUGUAAUUUUCGAAGGGAAAUACAAUUAAUGUAACAAUGC